This is a messenger RNA of Penicillium brasilianum, 2965 nucleotides long. NCBI's taxonomy places the organism in Eukaryota, Fungi, Ascomycota, Eurotiomycetes, Eurotiales, Aspergillaceae. The record is from the annotation of a GenBank genome assembly.
CGAAGCUCCGAGAACUUCGAAAGAACUACGGGGGAUACACUCGUUCUUGCUUCGCUCACACCAUGUUCGAGCGGGCCUUUGUAUGUGCACAAUGCACAACGCGAUUGUUUCGGUCGUCUAUACUAAGGCCUACCCUAAACCUGGGAGUCUCGUCCUCGGUGCGCCGUCUGAGCAGCCAUACCGGUCAAAUUGUUCGACCAGCCCGCAUCGCGAUUGUGGGCUCCGGUCCUGCAGGAUUCUAUGCCGCAUCGCGUCUACUGAGCAAACAUCAAGAUGUAGUCGUCGAUAUGUAUGAAAAGCUCCCGGUGCCAUUUGGAUUGGCUCGUUAUGGUGUAGCCCCAGAUCAUCCCGAAGUAAAGAAUUGCGAAGAUAAAUUCACCGAGGUCGCAACCUCUCCCCGCUUCAACUUUGUCGGCAACAUCGACCUCGGCAACGAUCUGCCUCUUACCGCACUCAAGCCCCAUUACGAUGCCAUCCUUUUCGCAUAUGGAGCCGCCAAGGAUAAAGAACUCGGAAUCCCCGGUGAGAAGGCUCUGCGUAGUGUAUACUCGGCCCGCGCCUUUGUUGGGUGGUACAACGGCCUCCCCGAGCAUCGGGAUCUCCAGCCCGACCUGACCAGCGGUGAGGAUGCGGUUAUCGUUGGCCAGGGUAACGUGGCACUCGACGUUGCCAGGAUCCUACUUUCGGACGUGGAUGCCCUUCGGAGUACUGAUAUUGCCGACUAUGCUGUGGAGACGCUCUCCAAGAGCCGAAUCAGGCGCGUACGCGUCGUUGGUCGUCGGGGACCGUUGCAGGCCUCCUUUACCAUCAAAGAACUGCGGGAGCUCCUGCAACUUCCCUCUGUGGCCUUCGACCCCAUUCCGCAGGAUGUUCUCCCUCCGGAGGAUGUCAUCAACGCGCUCCCCCGAGCACAGAAGCGACUGAUGCAGCUCCUUGCCAAGGGCUCAGCCAAUGAUCCCCAGACUGCGGCCAAGUCAUGGUCCUUGGACUUUCUUCUCUCUCCCGACUCCCUUCACUGGUCACCCAUGCAUCCAUACCGCCUCACACAUACCAAAUUCUCCCGCAAUGAGCUCGACCCUGCGGAUCGUUACAGCCCCAGCUCUAAGGUGACGCCAAAGCAUCUAUCCAGUGGUAAGCGUGCUAUGGUGAACCUGUCUUCUAGUGUUUUCUUCCGUAGCGUCGGCUACAAGUCGCUUCCCCUGUCUGGCAUGGAGGAUCUAGGGAUCGAGUUUGAUUCACAGCGCGGUAUAAUUCCAAAUGAUGGAUUCGGGCGGGUCACGAGUCCUUCAGGCUUGGGUGAAUCCCACAAGUUGCCCGACGGCUCAUUGAUCGCCCAUCUGCCCGGCCUGUAUUGCGCUGGGUGGGUGAAGCGUGGUCCGACAGGUGUCAUUGCUUCCACCAUGGUCGAUGCAUUCACCACUGCCGAUACCCUGCGGAAAGAUCUGGCAACCAAGAAGAACUCUCAAUCACCACUACGGGCCACCGAGCCGAGCAGUGGUCUUGGUUGGGAUGCAGUCAAGACCGAGGCUGCGAGCCUUGGCCUACGCACAACUUCUUGGCAAGACUGGCAACGUAUUGAUGCAGCUGAACGUGAACGAGGUCAGUCCAAGGGAAAGGUCCGCGACAAGUUUGGUCGAGUGGAAGAAAUGCUUGAAGUACUCGGAUAAACGCUUCAUGCUUUGUAUAUUAUACUUGACAAUCUAACACAAAAUUUAUGUGACAAUUCCAACCAUCCAUCUCAUCUCAUCUCAUCUCCUCCCAAUCCUGCUAUUAUAUCUCAUGCAAUAUUUUAUAGUUUCGGCUUCAACGCUCAUGCACCGCACUGCGAGGCCUCGACCUCGGUGUAGGUGGCCGUCACCCGACCCAGCUGCUCAGCCUGGCCAUUGGUGAGGUCGUUCAUAGCCUGAAGACCAAUGUUGAAACCACCAGGAGCAGUAUCGAUUCCAAGGACGGUGAUGGUCUUGUCAACCCCAUUACCAGAGUAGUGCAGCUGGUAGCACUUGCCGCAGCUAGGGCUGCCAUUGCCGGAGAUAGUGAUGGCACCGCCGAUGUGAGGGAAGCCGGGCAGCUGGCCGAACGUUGGGUACUUUUGGCUGAGAACGCUACCGCAGGCCACGGUAUUCACGGAAGAUCCGGCAACAUCGUAGACGGGAUCGUAGGAGACCGAGACGGAGACUGCCUCGGCGGUGGGUGCGAUUGCUAGGACUGCAGCGACGAGGUUAAGAGAAGCCAGAAUGGCGGAGGAAACAGCGAUGAAGGACUUCAUGGUGAAAUUGAUAACGGGUGAUGCGUGGUUAUUGAACGGGGUUAAUCAAAAGUCUUCGGACGUGUAGCUCCACUGAGUUGAUUGUAAACGGCGCUUGAACUACUUGUUGAAUGGAUGUAAAUAUCUAUAGAGCCAUGUGUCAACAUAUUUAUAUAUCCUCGAACCACCGGGUAUCAGGCAACCCAGGCGUGCUAUUAUUUCGAGCACAAGGAACAACACGACUGCAUCCGGUACAAGUCCUAGACAUAAAGCGGAUACCAACCUCCGAGCCGGUCACCAGGCAGUAAUAGUUGAGGUGAACAAGUGGCAUCGUAGAACAAGGAUAGACAUCACGUGCGGGGCGAGGAGCAGCUGGAAUGCGGGCAGUGGAGCGGAGACUGAGACAUUGACGACACACAUCUUGGCCGGAUAAGGGAUAGAGUGUGGCUGAGGAUGAUCAUUUGCACGAUCGAGCGAUCUGCAUCAACACGAAGUUGGAUAUCCUGCGUGUCGACUGAUUCUCAUGUCACGAUAUACUUGGAAUGCCCCGUAGCCGUGGGGUGGAUCACCUGCGGGAUGCCUACUUGAAGCUGAGGUUACAUUGACCACAAGGAUUGACUGUGAAUGGCAGCCACAAUUGGAAUACUGACUCAGAGUCAGAAAUAGAAUCUUCCAAAACUGACCCGGAAAACAAAAAAAAGAAGUGAAGUCUACGGUGAC